GAUCCCGAGAGGGGCCACGCGCCGCCGCCGCCACCGGGGCCGCUUCAUAACGCGCCGUGCGUGACGUGAGGGGCUCCUGUGGCCAUGGCGAGCUAAGCCGGAGGAUGUGCAGCUGCAGCGGCGGAGCCGGCCACGAAGAGGACUGGGGCGGGCGCCGCGCGAGCCGAGCCGAGCCAGCCGGGGGACGCGACCCGGGCGCGCCGGGCGGGCCGGGGGCCUGGACUCGGCUGCCACUGCCGUCGCCGUCGCGCUGGCCCCGCGCCCCCCGCGCGCCAGCGGGAGGAGCCGUCGCGACCGCCGCCUCGCGCCCGAGCCGCCGCCGGCGCGCGCCGGGCAUGGUCCGCGCUUAAAGGCGCAGGCCGCGGCGGUGUGGGCGGGCGCGCGGAACAAAGCGCCGGCGCGGGGCCUGCGGGCGGCUCGGGGGCCGCGAUGGGUGCGGCGGGCCCGCGGCGGCCGCGGCGCUGCCCGGGCCGGGCUUCGCGCCGCUAGGACGGGCCGGCCUCCGCGGGCGGGGGCGGCGGGCUGAGGGCGCGGAGCCUGCGGCGGGGCUGCCCGGCGGGCGGAGCGGCGGGGGCAUGGCCGCGCGGGGCCGGCGCGCCUGGCUCAGCGUGCUGCUCGGGCUCGUGCUGGGCUUCGUGCUGGCCUCGCGCCUCGUGCUGCCCCGCGCCUCCGAGCUGAAGCGCGCGGGCCCGCGGCGCCGCGCCAACCCCGAGCGCUGCGGGCCGGGCCGGGCGGCGGCGCCUCAGGCCGGCGGGACGCGGGGCGAUGCGCGCGGGGCGCCGCCCUGGCCGCAGGGGCCCGCGCGGGAGGGGGCCCCGCGCGACAGCAACUUCCUCUUCGUGGGAGUCAUGACCGCCCAGAAGUACCUGCAGACCCGCGCCGUGGCCGCCUACAGGACGUGGUCCAAGACAAUCCCUGGGAAAGUGGAAUUCUUCUCCAGCGAAGGCUCCGACACCUCGAUCCCCAUCCCCAUCGUGCCCCUGCAGGGUGUGGACGACUCCUACCCGCCCCAGAAGAAGUCCUUCAUGAUGCUCAAGUACAUGCACGACCACUACCUGGACAAGUACGAAUGGUUUAUGAGAGCCGAUGACGAUGUCUACAUCAAAGGGGACCGGCUGGAGAGCUUCCUGAGGAGUCUGAACAGCAGCGAGCCCCUCUUCCUGGGCCAGACAGGGCUGGGCACCACGGAGGAGAUGGGCAAGCUGGCCCUGGAGCCUGGCGAGAACUUCUGCAUGGGAGGGCCCGGCGUGAUCCUGAGCCGCGAGGUGCUCAGGAGAAUGGUGCCGCACAUCGGCAAGUGCCUGCGGGAGAUGUACACCACUCAUGAGGACGUGGAGGUGGGGCGCUGCGUCCGGAGGUUUGCAGGGGUGCAGUGCGUCUGGUCCUAUGAGAUGCAGCAGCUGUUCUAUGAGAACUAUGAACAGAACAAGAAGGGGUACAUUCGAGAUCUCCACAACAGCAAAAUCCACCGAGCCAUCACGCUGCACCCCAACAAAAACCCGCCGUACCAGUACCGGCUGCACAGCUACAUGCUGAGCCGCAAGAUCGCGGAGCUGCGGCAUCGCACCAUCCAGCUGCACCGCGAGAUCGUGCUCAUGAGCCGCUACAGCGGCAGCGAGGCGCGCAAGGAGGACCUGCAGCUGGGCGUGCCGCCCUCCUUCCUGCGCUUCCAACCCCGCCAGCGCGAGGAGAUCCUCGAGUGGGAGUUCCUGACGGGCAAGUACCUGUACUCGGCCGCCGAUGGUCAGCCCCCGCGCCGAGGCAUGGACUCGGCUCAGAGGGAGGCCCUGGACGACAUCGUGAUGCAGGUGAUGGAGAUGAUCAACGCCAACGCCAAGACCAGGGGCCGCAUCAUCGACUUCAAGGAGAUCCAGUACGGCUACCGUCGCGUGAACCCCCUGUACGGGGCCGAGUACAUCCUGGACCUGCUGCUCCUCUACAAGAAGCACAAGGGGAAGAAGAUGACGGUGCCCGUGCGGAGGCAUGCCUAUCUGCAGCAGACCUUCAGCAGGAUCCAGUUUGUGGAGCACGAGGCGCUGGACGCCAAGGAGCUGGCCAGCAGGAUCAACCAGGAGUCCGGCUCCUUGUCCUUCCUCUCCAGCUCCCUGCAGAAGCUGGUGCCCUUCCAGCUGCCCGGCUCUAGGAGCCAGCGACAAGAGCCCAGGGAGCAGAAGAUCAACAUCCUCAUCCCCCUGUCCGGGCGCUUCGACAUGUUCGUGAGGUUCAUGGGAAACUUUGAGAAGACGUGUCUCAUCCCCAACCAGAACGUCAAGCUGGUGGUCCUGCUCUUCAACUCAGACUCCAACCCCGACAAGGCCAAGCAGGUGGAGCUGAUGCGGGACUACCGCAGCAAGUACCCUCGAGCCGACAUGCAGAUCCUGCCCGUGUCCGGGGAGUUCUCGCGCGCCCUGGCCCUGGAGGUGGGGUCUGCCCAGUUCAGCAACGAGUCCCUGCUCUUCUUCUGCGACGUGGACCUAGUGUUCACGGCGGACUUCCUCCAGCGGUGCCGAGCCAACACGGUGCUGGGCCAGCAGAUCUACUUCCCCAUCAUCUUCAGCCAGUACGACCCGAAGAUCGUGUACGGCGGGGAAGCUCCGAGCGACAACCAUUUUGCCUUCACGCAGAAGACGGGCUUCUGGAGAAACUACGGAUUUGGCAUCACCUGCAUCUACAAGGGAGACCUGGUCCGCGUCGGGGGUUUUGAUGUGUCCAUCCAGGGCUGGGGGCUGGAGGACGUGGACCUCUUCAACAAGGUGGUCCAGGCAGGUCUGAAGACGUUCAGGAGCCAGGAAGUGGGGGUGGUCCACGUCCACCACCCGGUCUUCUGUGAUCCCAACCUGGAUCCCAAACAGUACAAGAUGUGCCUGGGCUCCAAAGCCUCAACGUAUGGCUCCACGCAGCAGCUGGCCGAGAUGUGGCUGGAGCGCAACGAGCCCGGCUACAGCAGGAGCGGAGGCAGCAACAACGGCUCGGUGCGGACAGCCUGAAGCCCAGCUUUGCUGGCAAAAUUUUUAAUCGCCUAAUUUAUUUUUCAGAGACGUUUUUUUGUACGAUCAGUUUUUGAGACCCCACCCGAGGAUAUAUUUUACACGGGAUUUUCUUACAAAGGACUUCUUGAGUAUUAAGCUUUUUGAACCACGACGACAACAACAACAAAAUGUGAUCAUGUUUGCCUUCGAACCCCCUCUCCGGCUGGGCAGAACGUAGCAGGCUGCUUUGUCAUGACACGAAACGCGCCAGUGAACGAGGUUUUCACAGUCCCCCCUCCCCCCCCGCUACCGUUCUGCUGGCAGAAAACAAACAUUCCUGCAAAGUAUUAUUGUGACGAGACACUGUAACUGCUAAAUGUUUGGUUGUAACUAUUAACAUUGCACAGAGUCUACCUUUUUGUCUUUUUCUUUAUGACUUUUUUUACAGCCAUCUCAUGAUUCCCCCCCUCAUAACCCCUUGCAAAAUAAGGCAACACAGUCACAGCUGUCUCUUCAGCUUCAGGAAAGCGUCCCAGAGCUGAGUCUUUCCCCAAACCUUUGCCCAUAUAGGCAUUAAACUUCAACAAGAAUUUGGCCUUCUCUCCUUCCCACCCACCCCCCUUCCUCUUAUGUGGUACAAUAGCGAUUUUCAGAUUGGCCCAGAAGAGUGAUUCUAAAAGAUCUAGCAUAUGCAGACUAGAACAGAAACAGAAGCCACCCCAGCGACAGCAUUCGGGGAGCCACAUUUGGUCUUGUCCACUUCGCUGGUGGACCUGACGCCCUCACUCAUAAAUUACUGUCGUCCUUCAUCCUUUGCAUCCGAAAUACCUUUAAUUUAUUUAAUAUCCAUUGUUUAGCAAGUUGCCAUUUCUCAAGUACCUGUUAGCUCUAGUAUUUAUAUGUGUCAGGAGGAUGUUAUGUUUCUGUAGGUUUUAUUUGCAGUAAACUGAUCUCCAAAGAUUUUCUUCUGAGAACCUUCCUCUCCCCCCCCAACCUCACUUAACUUCACAUUCCAUACCAUUUUACUAAAUAUUAAGUGUUCUUUGACAAUUUUGGUGCUCACAUGUUGGGGGGGCGGGGGGCAAAAGCAGAUUGUAUCUUGUCAUCACACCAGAAAGUUUGUUUGAAACUCAUAGAUCAAAUGUGCCUUAAUAUUCUUUUUUUUCAUUUAGACUUUGGACAGUAAUAGACUUGCCAUUUGAACAGACAUCAUUGGAGAUCUGCUUAUUUGUAAAUAGUCUCUUGCUCAUUUGGAAAAAAAAAUAAACCAGUGGACAAUA
Molecule: messenger RNA, 4249 nt
Organism: Erinaceus europaeus (western European hedgehog)
Lineage: Eukaryota; Metazoa; Chordata; Mammalia; Eulipotyphla; Erinaceidae
Gene: CHSY1
Product: chondroitin sulfate synthase 1
Exons: 3
Coding region: 576-2987 (803 amino acids)
Cellular component (GO): Golgi cisterna membrane
Molecular function (GO): glucuronosyl-N-acetylgalactosaminyl-proteoglycan 4-beta-N-acetylgalactosaminyltransferase activity
Source: RefSeq, a predicted model, not a curated record